AUGAGUUCAGGUCCCAGCCAUGGAAGCAAUCUAGUUAACAGGUCAUCUUCACCUGGUCCUCUAAUUCCUUCCUCACCAGCACGACUAAGUAUCUCUGGUCUACACAAGGCCGAUAACGCAAUCCCAUCCACUCCAGCCGCGCAGCCAAUCAUCCCAUCUUCACCAGACAAUCCUUUUGCUCAAGGUGAGGAUGCGAAAACUUACUUCACCCGCUCCAAUCGGUAUUUCGGACCUGUAUCAACGUGGAAAUCAUGGACCGAGGAAGAGAGAACAGUUGCCCUUAGUUUGGACCGCCUCAGGAGUCAGGACUUGAGUCUACACCUGUUCAACGCGUAUCACCUCAAACGGAAGGCCGCCAAAUCGGCACGCGGAAGGAAGCCCAAGAGGAGCAGGAAGGGUAAGGAAAGGGCGGCAUCAGUUGCUUCGAUCACAGACGACGCUAUUGCAGGUGAUCAGGAGGCGCCUGAGAGGCAGUUCACUCUCCCCAAAGCCUGGACAGCUUGGCCUUUGCCGGCCGACCGGGUUCCUAGAGAGGAAUUGCUUCCUCAGGCCGGAAGCGGCGCGUUACGUGCAAAAAUCGACUUUCGGCCGAGCGCCAAUUUGGAAGCAUGGCUUAUUGCGACAGCGACGAAACUUGCUCGAGAAAGAUGGAGUGACAGGCAGUGGGAGAAAAAGGAAGCUAACGUGGAAAAUGAUCACAAGGAAUCGGACCUCGGGAUUGACCAUGCGCUGGAUGCUGAGUUGGAAAGUGAAGACGAACAUGAGGGAGAGAAUGCACAACCGGGCUUCCAAUUGUUCUCAUCCCAAGCCGUUUCCGUCUCAGACGAAUCAGAAGGCAAUAUCAGCACAGAGAUGAACGAAAAGACCGAUGACGAGGAACGCGAAACCGAUCGACCUCCUGUACCUCUUGCGGACGAUGACACGGCAAGACGAUACUUCAUUCCCAGUGCCCGACAUAUUCUGUCCAAGCUUGACCAUCUUCUGCUCGGCCUCCACCGUGCAAGGCACGCCUACGCUGCGAAGCCGCAUGGGAGGUCACGGGGCAGAAACAUCUCUCGGACAUCUGGAAACCAAAGUAGUACUGAGAUCGAAGAUCGAGAUGAGGAACCACGCUCCACCUCGCGCCGCGGACGUCGGUCGUCAUCAGCGAAAACAGAUGUCUCAAGCAGUUCCACUAAACCCAGCAGAAAGCCUGAACGUGCUGAACAUUUGGGACUACGAGACUGGAGUGAGGUGGUCGGUAUGGCUGCUUUGACUGGAUGGGAUCCGGGCCUCGUGGAACGAGCAAGUGAGCGAUGUGCAAGACUCUUUGGGGAAAACAUGCUGUUCCGUACGUUCUACGAGGGUGAUGCCAAAGCAGGCACCACGUCGCAUGUCACCGAACGCUUGGCCGUGGACAGCGCGAGUUCGGUCAGUUCGCUGGAAGCGGAUGACGACCACAUUCCUGUAUUCCGCACAUCGGCGCCGUGCGAGGCGUGUCGACAGUCCAGAUCGAGGUGCCAGCCUGCAGAGUCACAGCCCGGCCUCUCGCGGCCGUGCGGGAAAUGUCAGGAAACAGGAACCUAUUGCUCGGGUAUUACGGUCCAAGACAAUGCCAGCAUAGGAGCUGGGACUGAGCGCCAUUGUCCAUAUGAAUCAUGUCCCAGGCACAACAUCCCCUUCCGAAAACAAUACCACCUCCAAAGACACCUGGACAGCGUGCACCGUAACUACUCUGGUGCUGGAGACCAAAAGUGGCUCGCAAGGUCAUCGCCAAGCGCGACUGCCAGUGGCGACGUUAGCGACGCCGACACCGACUUCGAUAUGUCUCUUGGUUCGACUCAUCCCAUCAUCUGUCCGGUCCCUGGCUGUCCGAGAGGCAAGAAGCCCUUCCCAGAAGGAAGACGACUGUAUGAACAUGUCAGGCGGAUGCAUCCCGAAAUGGAUGUACAGGAUGUGAAAGAGCUGGAAGCUAGAAGGAGAGGAGAACGCAGAGGGCGGUGGAGAGAUGAGAGACGAAGGAGGAGUGUCAGUACACGCAGGUCGGCCAGCCGGCGCGCCCGCCUUCGCGAGGCAUCUAGCCUGGUCAGUGAAGGUGACGACGACGAUGCUGACUACAGAGAGUAA
This is a messenger RNA of Capronia coronata CBS 617.96, 2106 nucleotides long. RefSeq lists its product as uncharacterized. Gene Ontology annotation, biological process: regulation of DNA-templated transcription. NCBI's taxonomy places the organism in Eukaryota, Fungi, Ascomycota, Eurotiomycetes, Chaetothyriales, Herpotrichiellaceae. The record is from RefSeq and is a predicted model, not a curated record. Bases 1 to 2106 code for a protein of 701 amino acids. Gene Ontology annotation, molecular function: zinc ion binding; DNA-binding transcription factor activity, RNA polymerase II-specific. The transcript has a single exon.